Messenger RNA from Populus nigra (black poplar), 1984 nucleotides. RefSeq names its product RING-H2 finger protein ATL56-like. The record is from RefSeq and is a predicted model, not a curated record. Lineage: Eukaryota; Viridiplantae; Streptophyta; Magnoliopsida; Malpighiales; Salicaceae. The transcript is spliced from 2 exons. Bases 132 to 644 code for a protein of 170 amino acids.
AAAGAAAACAAAGUGGAGUCAUAAAAACCGCACUUCUCUUUUUCUUCUUUUCUCAUACUCAUCUCUUGGACCCAACUUUUGUAGUUACCAAAAACCUUUUCCUUUUCAUUCAGUCGCAUCCAUCUGUAACCAUGCCUCCCCCUCACCACCACCAUGAUCACCACCGUACACACGGUGGAGCACCACCAAAACCAAACCAAGAGUUUCUUUCUUUAAUCUUGAAAGCCAUAAUAAUGACUGCAAUAACCAUCUUUUUUUUCCUAUUCCUUGGCGUUGCCGCCAUCCUCCUCCUCUUUGCCACCUCCGCACUCCACCGCCACUCGACUACAUCCUCCAAUUCCCCGAAGGCGUUGCCUCUCAAAGACUUAAAGAAGCUCCCAAGAUUCAGAUUUUCGACUAAGACGAGACCCGAAACGGGUGCUGAUCAAAGUUCAUGUGUGGUUUGUCUUGAAGAGAUAAAGCAAGGGCAGUGGUGUAGAAACCUUGUUGGCUGCGGUCAUGUGUUUCAUAGGAAAUGUGUGGACGCGUGGCUUGUUAAGGUUUCUGCAUGUCCUAUUUGCAGGACGCGAGUUGAAUUGGAUCAGGGCGUAAAAGAUAGGCCAUUGUGGGACUUUGUUUGGAGAAAUGAAUUGAGGGUUUGGUAGCAUUUUCUUUUUCUCUAUCUAAUUCAUGCUUGUUCGGUCGAUAAUUCUCUUCAUGAUAUAUGCUCUGUUUUGAAUACGAAAUCUGAUUUUGGUGGUUGGAUUCUUGAUUGUAAUUCUAACGCGACUACUUUGAUCGGUCAGAAAUGAAAGGUUGGUGCUUUUAACAGGUCAGAGCUCAAUUACUUUCCUUUGAAUUGUCUGUGGAGACCGCAUGAAAGGUUGUCUGUGCUUGAUGAAUUUAUUACAGUUCUUUUCCAAAUGGAUAUGCUUAUUCAUGAUCGAAAUGAAUUUAGUGGCUGCAUACAGUAGGAAUUCUGCAAAUUGAUGAGGACAGGCUAAAUUUUUAUUUCCCAGUACAUGAAAUGGUUGCUCACGAAUAUUUCUUAACUCAAUCAAAUUAGAGUAACAUUAAAAUCUAUUAACCCCAUUUCAUAACCUCUAAAGAAGUCAAUAAUUACCUCAAUGUAGUGGUAAUAAAACACUACAUAAUACAUUCAUACUUAAACAAAAACUUAUUCCAUUUCAUUAGAGUAAUUGUUGCUUUUAAGCGGCUAUCCACCUACUCCUAGGAUAUUUCUGUGUUCUUAAGUGUUUCUAUCCAAGCAAACAGAAAUACAGAACAGCAAAUAGCUUGGAGUUCAAAAGAAAAAAGAUAUCAUCAAUAUAAGCUGCAUAACAUCAUGAAAUUCUUACCAGUCUGCUUCUUUCGUCACCAACUAAUUUUACAACAUCAGAUUAGCUUUUCUUAUACGAGAGAGUAUCUUUUGACUGAGAUAAUCAUCUCUCUCUCUCUAGUAUUUUUUACUGUUACAUAGAGAAAUUAGAUUUGACUUUGAAUACACCUGUUUUCAUUUGAUCUCAUUUCUUCUUAUUUGUUCAUCUUGGUGAUUUCCUUUUGUUGCUGGUUUUUGAAUCUGCUGUUUGGUGCUGGAUUUUGAUUACUGUAAUAGAUAGUUGCCAAUAUGUCGAGCUUGAGCUUGCUUUUGUGUUGAUCUUUGUUGUGACUGCUCUUGAUCUAUUCUACGAGAUUCCCCUACUCUGCUUUUGCCUUUUGCUAAACUUAUUGUUUGCCUGGAUUUUGGGUCAUGAUCUAACGCUGUGGCCAGUUGGGAAAACAAUUGCUGAGAAGAGGGUACAAUACGAUGCUGUGGUUGAGUAGUGAAAUCACAUGUUACAUUGCAUUUCUUUUAUUUUUAGGCAUUAAUGGAUUGGUGCUUGGGGAAUGAUUCUCCUUGCUGUGUUAUGCAUGUUCUUGUGGCUUCUAAGUCAUACAUUUCAUUUCUAAGAAUUUAUGGCGGAGUUAAUUGUUGGAAUGGGGAAUCCUUCUUUUCUUGUUGUCA